Messenger RNA from Arabis nemorensis, 2037 nucleotides. The record is from the annotation of a GenBank genome assembly. Lineage: Eukaryota; Viridiplantae; Streptophyta; Magnoliopsida; Brassicales; Brassicaceae.
AUGUCAAGAAUAAGUAUUGGUGUGUCUCGUCAACUGAGAGUCUUGGAAUCGAAAGAGACUUGUCGUCGGGAGCUUCACGCUCAAGGAGCUGAGUUUCUAAUGACGAAUGCAUCUAAGAUAAGAGCUUUGUCUUGUCUUCCUUGGCGUAAUCUCAGCGUGCGGACUAUAUUCAACUGCUUUAACCCGCCCAUCGUUGAAGUAUUCAAACUUGGAUCUCACAUAAUUAGCCUUGAGGUGGGAUUUGAUCAAGGAAAUCGAACUUGUGUAUCGUGUAAUAUGAAUGGCACUACGGUACAGUCCAAGAUCGUGGUCGAGCCCAAAGAUGGUAAGGUCUUAGAGGUUUAUUAUGAUGGGGUGCCAAAAAAAGAAGAAAAAAUGGUUUAUUAUGAUGAGCCGACAUAUGGUGACAUAAAAGAUCGGGAGGUCGUAUAUGCACGUGUUUUAGAAUCAAACGAAAGACAUGAUGCUGACUUACUGGCGAUCAUUGCAACUUCAGCUGCUCUUAUGAUCUCGAAUGACACGCGGGUUGGACCUAUAGGAGCUAUCCGCAUUGGAAGGAUUGAUGAAAAGAUCAUAAUAAAUCCUACCACGGAGGAGCAACGUGAAAGCGAUAUCAACUUGUUAUAUGUAUGUACGCGCGAAAAAACUGUCAUGGUUGACCUGGAAGCUCCUGAGAUCUCAGAGAGCGAUCUAGAAACUAAUCUAAAGCUAGCUCAUCUAGAGGCUGUUAAAUGCAUUGAUUCUCUAGUAAGGCUGAGAGAUCGUUAUGGGAAGGACCACAAGAGUGAAGUGUUAAAAACGAUUUCUAAGAAUAUGCAUGAUACAAGUUAUUUCACUACUUUUAUUCCUCAUGCACACAUGAUGGAAAUGAAAUCUGAAGGAUACCAAUUUGACAGGAGAUGUCUUCACCAAAUAAGACCUAUAGAAUGUGAACUUGGUUAUUUACCAUGGGCGCAUGGGUCAUCAAAUCUUUCAUGCGGAGUGACAAAGGUGUUCUGCAAAACAAUACUUUGUAGACCUGAUCAAGCACUAAGGGCUGAUUCUCUUGGUGUGCCCCCAAGAAAAAGAUUUAGAGUUGGUUAUGAUUUGGGCUUCGUUAAUGAACAACUAAAUGAUAUUUUAGUAAUUGAAGAUUAUGAUUCGUACUAUGAUCGAGAAAUUAGUGAGAUAAUGGAUUCUACACCUCAAAGCAGUGAAAUAAUUAGGCGUGAAAUUGGUGAAGGUAGUAUUGCUUUGAUGGACGCCGGAAUUCCUGUACGAUGUCAUGUUGCAGGUGUCUCGAUAGGUCUUGUCACUAUUAGUGAGACAUCGAACGGACAACUAGAGAAUUACCGUAUCAUAACUGAUAUGUUGAGCUUGGAAGAUGAUUUAGUAGAAAUGGAUUGCAAAGUUGCUGGUACACGAAAUGGUAUAACAGCAGUUCAGUUGGAUGUAAACUCAGUUGGAAUUUCGUUAGAUAUCAUUUGUGAAGCUUUGAGUUAUGGACGUCAAGCCCGUCUUCAAAUUCUUGAUCAAAUGGAGCAAAUACUAGACUCCCCUAAAAUAACUUCUUCUAUACUCGUGAAUCCUGGAAGAAGGAUACCCCUAUACAACUAUGCUGCGGACGUCGGUGAAGUGUAUAAAUGCAUAGUGACAUCAAUUAGAGAGAAAUAUGGACAGGAAUGGGCGGAGGUAUCCAAGGUUUCAUAUGUGCUAUCUGUUGGCAAGCAUAUCAUAUUGAAGUGCAUUAAAAAAGACUCUCAAGGUAUGGUCGAGUUUUCUCUCAAGGCAUUAGAAGAAGCUCCAGAGAUGCCCGUAAUCAGCAGUGUUCCGGAAGUCGGUGAACUGUAUGAAUGCAUAGUGGUAUCAAUUAGAGAGACAUUUGCUGUGGUUGAAUACAAUGGUGGUUGUUGUGGCGUACUUUCCGUUUGCGAAUUGUCCAAUGAAAAGGUAUCCAAGGUUUCGGAUGUGUUAUCUAUUGGCAAGCAUAUCACAUUGAAAUGCAUUAGAAGAAGGCAUGGAGAUAUCUUCGAGUUUUCUCUCAAGGCGGUGGCAUAG